Rana temporaria (common frog) is the source of this 2280-nucleotide messenger RNA. RefSeq names its product zinc finger protein OZF-like. The record is from RefSeq and is a predicted model, not a curated record. Bases 229 to 1863 code for a protein of 544 amino acids. The transcript is spliced from 2 exons. Lineage: Eukaryota; Metazoa; Chordata; Amphibia; Anura; Ranidae.
GUCCGGUGACGUCCCCUCCAUUGUCUCGUACGAGCCGCCGCUCGGAGCGCGCAUGCGCGCAGGCAAGCCGAGCCAUUACGCGCUGGGGUCAGUGUGUGUGAGCGGAAGCGGGAAACCGCGAGAGUGGCGGCACCGAGCGGGCACCGGGCGGACACGGUCAGGUCGUCCUUUUUUAUCAUCUAUCAACGGGACCCUUCUUCUUGAAUGACAUUGUGACCGGUCUCCGGGAUGAGUCAAGAAGGCACUCUUUCCGCAUCCCUCGACAACAGCAGACACAACGGUGAGCAUGCCCAGACUCACCCAGCCUACCGCGCGAUCGUCGGCCUACGGGAAGAGACGGUUAUUAUUCAGCCUCGAUCUCCAGUGAGCACCGCCCUCGAGGAAGAAACUGGUCCUGACCAAUCCCCCUCCCCUGAAAUCACCACCCUAGAGGAGCAGACUGUCAUCAUUCAUCCGGAAUCCCCCGAAAGCAGUGACUCGGAGCAAGAGGCUGUCAUUGUUAACCCAGAUUCCCCCAACAGCACCGAUCCCGUGGAAGCUGAGGGAGAUGAUCAUCCGGAAUCACCCGCCAGCGCUGGCCCGGAUAAAGAGAACAUUGAUGCGAACUCAAAAUCUCCCGCAAGCAGCGCUCCAAACGAAGCGGCGGGUGAUGCUGACGAUCACCCGGAAUCGCCGGCGAACGCCGUCCUCGAGGAGGGGACUGUUAUCAUCAAUCCUGAAUCCCCACCCAGCUCCGGUCCCGAGGAAGCGACCUCUGAGAUUAGCUCCAAACCCCAGGACCUCCCCAUCAACCUCUCCGUAAGAGCGAGCAGAAGCCGUACGAAUGGCGGGAAGUUGGCCACCGAAGCCACGCUGCACGUCUGCUCCGAAUGCAAAAAAUGCUUCACCUCCCGCGCCGGGCUCCUCAUUCACCGGAAGAUCCACAAGGAGAAGUUCCUGAUGAUCUGCUCCGAGUGCGGCAAGUGCUUCCGCGGCAAGGCCAAGUUUAUUGAGCACCAGCAACUCCACUCGGGCGAGAAAGCCUUCAAGUGCGCCGACUGCAGCAAGUCGUUCACCAAGAAGUCGUACCUGGUCGCCCACCAACGGACGCACUCCAACGAAAAGACCUACGCCUGCCCCCAGUGCGGCAAGACCUUUGGCAGCGCCACCUCCCUCAGCCACCACAAGCGGAGCCACAAAGAACAGUUUCUCUGCAGCGACUGCGGGAAACGGUUCCCAAGCAGCCAGCGGCUUCUUGCUCAUCAGAAGACCCACCUGGGAGUAAAGCCGUUUGGGUGCCAGGAGUGUGGAAAGCGAUUUAGCAGCAAACAGUACCUCUACAUCCACCAGCGGAUGCAUGCGGUGGAGACUCCGUUUUGCUGCUCGGAGUGUGGCGUCAGCUUCCCCACGGGCGAGACCCUGGCAGCGCACCAGAAGGAGCACAGCGAGGAGAAGCAGUAUUUUUGCGACGAGUGCGGUAAGGGCUUCACCACCAAACAGUACUACAUUGUCCACCAAAGGAACCACACCGGCGAGAAGCCUUUCUCCUGCACCGAGUGCGGCAAAUGCUUCAUCAGCAACAAGAACCUCAAAUCGCACAAGCGAGUCCACACGGGUGAGAAGCCCUACUCCUGCUCAGACUGCGGCAAAAGCUUCAGCAGCUACCGGAACCUCACCAAACACCAGCGGAUCCACACUGGGGAGAAGCCAUAUUCCUGCCCGCAGUGCGGCAAGUGCUUCAUUAGUAACCACAACCGCGUCCGACACCAGAAAAUUCACACGGGCGAAAAGCCCUUUCUGUGUGCAGUGUGCGGGAAGUGUUUCAACCAGAGGUCCAACCUGAUCACGCAUCAGAAGGUCCACGUGAAGGAGCAGCUGUAUUGACUUGACGACACUGGGGCUUUGAGAUUUCUUACACAGGUUCAGCAAACCCCAGGGAACCAUGACCCAAAGACAAAAAAAAAAAUGGCAGCUGUCAUCCAAGUGUGUAUGAUUUUGUUUUAACUGGUUGUUGGUGGGGGCUCGUGGCUAGCUGGAUCCUUAAAGCUCUUGUUAGAGCUUAGAUUGGACUCAUACAUUUUCUGUCGGCUCAUCCUUUCUUUUGAUGGAUGGCUUAUUGUAUAUUUUAAAGGGGAUUUCUAUGAAAACAACCCUCUGCUAAAUUUUCCGACCCCUUGAUGCAGUUAAGUGUUCCAAGCCCGGCUAAAAUUUGCCCCACCAAGAAACCGCAAUACAGUGGAACCUCGGAUUACGAGCAUAAUCCGUUCCAGGAGAAUGCUCGUAAUCCAAAGUACUAGCGAG